Molecule: messenger RNA, 981 nt
Organism: Papaver somniferum (opium poppy)
Lineage: Eukaryota; Viridiplantae; Streptophyta; Magnoliopsida; Ranunculales; Papaveraceae
Exons: 1
Coding region: 1-981 (326 amino acids)
Molecular function (GO): RNA-DNA hybrid ribonuclease activity; nucleic acid binding
Source: RefSeq, a predicted model, not a curated record
AUGUCUGAUGUAGAUGAAAAAUGCAUUUUCUGUCAUGAACAUAUUGAAAUCUUAGAGCAUCUUUUUUUUUUUCCUGCAUGUGCUUAUUCUAAAUCAGUAUGGAACCUUCCACCUUUCACUGGGGGAAUUAAUAGUAAUUCAGUACCUUUGUCUUUCAAAGAACAUUAUAAUCAAUGGCAGGUUGAAGGCGACACUCUAACUGAAACUUGUGCAACUAAAUGUCGGUUCAUAUGGAAGGAGAGGUGCAACAGGAUCUUUGAGGAAAAAUGUACUUCUUCUCUACAACUUUCAAUUACAAUCCAACGACAUAUUAAUUAUUUGAGCAAGCCUAGAAGGAAUAUGAACCAGCAAACAAGUUGUGCUAACUUGGUGGCGCAUAAAAAUAUCCUUUGGACUUUACCUGAAUCUCAAUGCAAUAAGAUUAAUUAUGAUGCAUCUUGGGUGUCUGCUGUUGAUAAUGCUGGAUACAGACUAAUUUUGCAGAAUGAUGCAGGUGAAGGAAGAGCAGCUAAAUCUGGCAUAUUCAAAGCUUCAUGUCCAGAAAAAUACGAAGCUCUAUAUCUUCUACAAGGUGCAAAAUGGGCCAGAGGCGAAGGUUUAUCGAGUUUCUGGCUAGAGGGUGACUGUGAAAGAAUGGUAAACUUCAUUCAAGUAAAGGAGUCUAUGAUGGACUGGAGAAAUCAGAGGAUCGUGAAAGAGGCGACAAAGAUAUUGGAAGAUUGUAGUAACUUUUUGGGCUUCAAGUUUAUCCACAAAAUUAGUAAUUCAGUGGCGGACAAAUUAGCGGUGAAGGAUAGGAAAUCUUCAAUUUUUAGUGUUUGGAAAGAAGAUAUGCCUACCUUCUUAGAUAAGUUUAUUAGAUUAGAUAAAAGGAGUAAUUUUCAAGAAGACAAGAAUAGUAGUAUGAUCAAUGUCAUAGGCAGAAAUGCGGGUUUAUUGUCUGAUGAUCAUAACAGGGUAUGUCCUGAGAUGAUAACUUGA